GGCGGGGGGCGGGGCCUGGCGGGGGGUGGGAGCGGCGCGUGCGCGGAGCGGCGGGAAGAUGGUGCUGAUCAAGGAGUUCCGAGUGGUUUUACCUUGCUCAGUGCAAGAGUAUCAAGUUGGUCAACUUUACUCUGUGGCAGAAGCUAGCAAAAACGAAACAGGAGGUGGGGAAGGAAUUCAGGUCUUAAAAAACGAGCCUUAUGAACAGGAUGGCGAGAAGGGGCAAUAUACUCACAAAAUCUAUCAUUUAAAGAGUAAAGUCCCUGGGUUUGUAAGGAUGAUUGCUCCAGAAGGCUCCCUGGUGUUCCACGAGAAGGCCUGGAAUGCAUAUCCCUACUGUAGAACAAUUGUGACAAAUGAAUACAUGAAAGAUGACUUCUUCAUAAAAAUUGAGACCUGGCAUAAACCAGAUUUGGGAACAACAGAGAACGUUCACAAUUUAGAUCCAAACACAUGGAAGAGUGUUGAGGUUGUCCAUAUUGACAUUGCAGAUAGAACUCAAGUAGAACCAGGAGACUACAAAGCUGAGGAAGAUCCUGCAUUAUUCCAGUCAGUUAAGACAAAGAGAGGACCUCUGGGGCCAAACUGGAAGAAGGAGUUAGCAACUGAUGAGGAGUGUCCCAAAAUGUGUGCUUACAAAUUGGUGACCAUCAAAUUUAAGUGGUGGGGACUGCAGAACAAAGUGGAAAAUUUUAUACAAAAGCAAGAAAAAAGGAUAUUUACCAACUUCCACCGCCAGCUGUUCUGUUGGAUUGACAAGUGGAUUGAACUGACUAUGGAGGACAUCAGGAGGAUGGAGGAUGAAACCCAGAAGGAGCUGGAAGCGAUGCGUAAGAAGGGUUCCGUUCGAGGCACUUUGGCUGCGGACGUCUAGAGGAGUUCUCUGUAGGUUCUGAGGCAAAGCGAGCUGUCUGCGUAACCAAGGCCAAGUGAGAGGAACGAGUGCUGCCAAUGACGAGUGACGCCGGACGGACGCCGGUGCCGAUCUUGGCUGUGUGUGUGGGUGCAUGACUCUGUAUAUAACUACACACACACAUGCAGACAGAAGGGGUGGUUACAGUGUCUCCGGGUGCUAUACCUGUCCUAGCAAAGAUUCCAAGGAAACUGCUUUCAUUAUGUAUACCCCAAGCAAAUAAAAAAAAAUCAACUGAGUAGUGUCAUUUAAAGGAUGAAUUUUGCUAACUGGUAUGUUCAUGAAUGUCAAUACUGGACCAAUUUCUGCCCUAUUUGUUUUCUCUCCUGUCCAAGUCACUCUGCUCUAACUCGCCCAUCUCUCGUUGUAAAGGAACACUCAAACAAGUUAAUUUCAGUUUUAUGUCUUCCCUAUGUGAUGAGUUUUUGGAAUAGGAACAAUGAAUGUAUUUAUAGCUAUUUAUUUCUGGAUUGUCAUUAUCCUCUAGUCAAAUCGGAAAAAAAAAUUUCUAUUAGUGGAAAUUGGAAGACUUUUACUGUUGAAUAAGUUUAACCCAAACUACCCACUCACUGAUUUAAAAGAAAAAAAAUCAUGUUUUAUUGGACUUUUGUACAUUGAAAUGCUAACAGUUUUCUUCAUUAAAAUUGGCAAGACUAAGGAAAAAUGGCUUGUGAUUUAUAAAGUAAUUUGCAACUUGAAAUUUUGCAGAACCUGUUUUUUAGACAAGUACACUGACAGUACCUGUAGAGCAUUUUCCAGUGUAUCUUAGGCUGGGCAGUGAGGACAGGGUCAGCCCUUCCCUCCAGGAGUACCCCUGCCAGUGCAAUGGCUGUUUCCCAGGGCUUCCCUUUGGAAGCCAUGCAAGCAUUCUGGAUUUCACACACAGCAAUGGAAUAUAAGUGUGAUUUUAGCUGUUCCCAUGUUGGAAAUACACUUUGGGAGAUGUAGACUUUCAGAUAUGAUGACAGUUUCAGUUGUAGCCCCUGACAAGUUUCUCUGCUGUCUGUGAGAGGGUGAUGUGUGAGUGCCCCUGGGAUAACAGAUGCCUCCUGUAGGAAACUCCAUAAGGAAAAGAUCUUCAGCAUGUUUGAGGAGCCAUUCAGAGCACAUAACAGGAGGACAUUAACCUAAUGCUUGUUAGAUCAAAGAAAAAGUAUUUUUAAAAGCACUAGUUAGAUAAAGAUCUAUUAAUGCCUGGUUUCUUCCCAGCACUUUUGGCAGGGCAAGCCGUGCCUGACUUCCCAGAGGGAUCUGAUUUCUAUGACCAUCAGUGACAGAACAUUCCUGCACUGGCACCUUGUCCUGGUGCUGUGCACACUGGCACUGCCACAGCUGCCCAGUGCCUCAGCUGUGUGCUGCAGCAGCCACCCUCCAGCCCCACAGUAAUGUGUUUGGUUUCCUUUCUGGGUUAGUUCAGUGCUUGGUUGUCCUGUCCCACCAGGAGGUUGGGUUGGUGAAUGCAGAGAUGUGGCACACACACACACACACACACAGAGGACAUUAAGUACCCCUGGAACCCAAGGGCUCAGGUCUCGGUGCUGGAAUUUGUGUCCUGCCAUUUUUAAUGUGUUGCAACACAGAGGGAAAAGGGCCCUGUGACUUCCAUGGAUUUGGACUAGUUGUGAAAAUUUGAGAGAAUCUUGUAGUGAAUGUACAAUGUUUCCUUUCCUUUGGCAGUCUCUGGUGCAACUGACAAGUAAAGCAGGCGAUGAAAUUUAAUUAAAUAAAUUUGAUCAUAAAAA
Messenger RNA from Taeniopygia guttata (zebra finch), 2655 nucleotides. The record is from RefSeq and is a predicted model, not a curated record. NCBI's taxonomy places the organism in Eukaryota, Metazoa, Chordata, Aves, Passeriformes, Estrildidae.